Molecule: messenger RNA, 1167 nt
Organism: Ilex paraguariensis (yerba mate)
Lineage: Eukaryota; Viridiplantae; Streptophyta; Magnoliopsida; Aquifoliales; Aquifoliaceae
Source: the annotation of a GenBank genome assembly
AUGGAGGAGAAACAGUCAUGCAAAACUGCCAGGAAGCCCAUUCAGUGCAAAGCUGCGGUGUGUCGGAAAGCAGGGGAGCCUCUGGUGAUAGAAGAAGUGAUAGUGGCCCCUCCAAAAGCUUUCGAAGUUCGCAUUCGUAUCAUAUGCACCUCUCUUUGUCACAGCGACAUCACCUUCUGGAAAAUGAAGGAUCCUCCUGCAUAUUUUCCGAGAAUAUUGGGUCAUGAAGCUAUCGGGGUUGUGGAGAGCAUUGGCGAUGAUGUACAUGAGUUAACAGAAGGAGACACUGUUAUCCCAAUAUUCUUACCAGAUUGUGGAGAAUGUACAGAUUGCAAAUCAAAGAAGAGCAAUAUCUGUUCAAAAUUUCCUUUCCAAGUCUCUCCUUGGAUGCAUAGAGAUGAAACGAGCCGAUUUACUGACCUUAAAGGAGAGACUUUAUACCAUUUCCUAUAUGUAUCAAGCUUCAGUGAGUAUACAGUGGUAGACAUAGCUCAUGUAACAAAGGUUGAUCCUGCUGUCCCCCCAAAUAGGGCAUGCCUCCUCAGUUGUGGAGUAUCAACUGGUGUAGGCGCUGCAUGGAGAAGUGCAAAUAUGGAAGCAGGAUCAACAGUAGCAAUUUUUGGGAUGGGGGCGAUUGGAUUAGCGGUUGCAGAGGGAGCAAGGCUAUGUGGAGCUACAAGAAUUAUUGGUGUGGAUGUAAACCCAGACAAAUUUGAUAUAGGGAAAAAAUUUGGAGUCACUGAUUUUGUGAACACUGGAAACUGUGGGAAUAAAUCUGUUAGCCAGGUGAUAAAUGAGAUGACUGAUGGGGGUGCAGACUAUUGCUUUGAAUGUGUUGGUUUGGCAUCCUUGGUGCAUGAAGCAUAUGCUUGCUGCAGAAAGGGUUGGGGCAAGACGAUUGUGUUGGGAGUGGACAAGCCAGGGGCACAGUUGACCUUCAGCUCUUUUGAAGUCCUUCAUUAUGGGAAAUCACUCAUUGGAUCCCUAUUUGGAGGUCUCAAACCUAAAUCCGAUGUCCCCAUCCUCGUUAAGCGUUACAUGGAUAAGGUAAUUCUGAAAUUAGCAAAUUCUUUUUCCUUGAAGUUAAUUUUCAAGCUUAUGAAGAGAUGCUACAUGAUUCGUGGAAAUGCUUUUUCCAUCUGUACCAAAGGUGUCAGAACAUUGUGA